Messenger RNA from Monosiga brevicollis MX1, 534 nucleotides. RefSeq lists its product as uncharacterized. NCBI's taxonomy places the organism in Eukaryota, Choanoflagellata, Craspedida, Salpingoecidae. The coding region runs from base 1 to 534 and encodes 177 amino acids. The record is from RefSeq and is a predicted model, not a curated record. The transcript has 2 exons.
AUGGCCUGCACGACAUCGCACCGUCUUGACGGCGUCACGCUCUCGUUUUCUCUCUGUGUCCAGCUCCUGGAGCAAGGUAGCACACUCGUGCUCUUUGCCCUGCUGAUCCUGCAGCGCAAGACCGGGCCACCCAGACAGCCAAGGCAUGAGUUCUUCGGCUACGACGAUGAGCAGUCACGUUUAAACACUUUGUUGCUUCCUCACACUCAGCUGCUUCUUGAGGUUGGCUUCCUUGGCUUGCAGAUCAUCGAGCUCUGCCUCAACAGCCCUGUCAAGGAUCGCCGCAUGAGGACAAAGCCGGAUUCAGAGAGUGAGAUGGCCGCCUCAAGCUCCUGCAAAGUGAUGCUCACAUCGGGCUUUGUUGCAGCCAAACUAGACGCCGAAUGCCGUUGCUCCUUAACGCGUUGUCGAUGGAACUCGAUUGUUCGCACCACCGAUGCUGUUUCGCGGAAUUUCUCUAAGCGCUGCUUGCUGGCAUCGACGCUAUCCUUGCACUGCGCAAUUUUGUACGGAAAUCAACAAGAGAAUGAGUGA